Rhincodon typus (whale shark) is the source of this 7844-nucleotide messenger RNA. RefSeq names its product acyl-CoA oxidase 1, palmitoyl (gene acox1). The record is from RefSeq and is a predicted model, not a curated record. Gene Ontology annotation, cellular component: peroxisome. Lineage: Eukaryota; Metazoa; Chordata; Chondrichthyes; Orectolobiformes; Rhincodontidae. The coding region runs from base 671 to 2338 and encodes 555 amino acids. Gene Ontology annotation, molecular function: FAD binding; fatty acid binding. The transcript is spliced from 12 exons. Gene Ontology annotation, biological process: lipid homeostasis; very long-chain fatty acid metabolic process; fatty acid beta-oxidation using acyl-CoA oxidase.
CCACAUCCCUGCCGGUUGUAGAUUUCCCAACCAGGGAAACGUCUUACCUGCAUUUGCUCUGAAUAUCCCUUUUAAGUUUUUUUGUAAGUUUCAGUGAGGUCACCCCUCAUUCUUCCUAACUCCAAAGAGCACAGUCGCAGUAUUCCCAACCUCUCUUCAUAGGGCACCCCUGGGAACAAAAUGCUGACUUUUUGUUGCAAUCCCUCUUUGGUAAUAAUAUCUUUCCUGAGAUGAGGAGACCAAAACACUCAAACUGUUUCAGAUGCAGUCUUAACUAUACAAUUGAAGCUGUUUCUUUUGCAUGAUUGGUGUAUGUGUAUAUAAGUUUUCUGUGAAGAGGUCUCCUGUGGAUGAAGCAACAAGGUCCUGACGGCAAAUCCUGUGAAUCCUAACCUGGCCAAAGUUCUUUCUGUCACCCAAUACCCUUAACAGCUCAAUGAUUUUCCUCAUCAUCUGGUGUAGAACACUGAUAGUAUGGGUUUCUGAGACCUCUGAAAAUUUGGUUGUGAACAUUUGCGUAAUGCUGCAGUCAUCGGAACAGUGUGUGUAAAACACCAUUGCCAAUAAAUAUUGUGUAACAUAGUGAGUCACUAUCCCGUGUCACUUAUUUAUUAUACCCUACAGAACUUGUCUGGAAUCCAAAAUAGAACCCUUGGGCCUGCACUUUGCUAUGUUCAUACCUACCCUGGAGAAUCAGUGCACUUCAGAGCAGAAAGAGAAAUGGCUGCACCUGUCUUACACCCAGCAGAUCAUCGGCACUUAUGCCCAGACAGAACUGGGCCACGGAUCAUUCAUCCGAGGCUUGGAGACAACCGCAACCUAUGACCCAUCAACUCAAGAGUUUGUGCUGAACAGCCCAACUGUGACCUCAAUCAAAUGGUGGCCUGGAGGAUUGGGGAAGACCUCAAACCAUGCUAUUGUCCUUGCUCAGCUCUAUACCCAAGGUCAAUGCAAAGGGCUGCAUGCUUUCAUUGUACCAAUUCGCAAGAUGGGCAGUCAUGAACCUCUGCCUGGUGUAGUGGUGGGUGAUAUUGGACCGAAGUUUGGGUAUGAUGAGGUUGACAAUGGUUACCUGAAGCUGGAGAAUGUUCGUGUACCACGUGAAAACAUGCUGAUGCGAUAUGCAAAGGUGAUGCCAGAUGGGACAUACAUGAAACCACCCAGUGACAAGCUGACCUAUGGCACGAUGGUCUUUAUACGCUCAAUGAUUGUAGGAGACUCGGCACGUGCGUUAUCUCAAGCAUGUACAAUCGCCAUCCGCUAUAGUGCAGUCCGACACCAGUCAGAGCUGAAACCUGGUGAUCCUGAACCCCAGAUACUGGAUUACCAAACUCAACAAUACAAGCUGUUUCCACUGCUGGUGACAGCCUAUGCCUUCCGAUUUGUUGGAAACUUCAUGAGGGAUACAUACCAUCGUAUUACCGGGGACAUGAAUGAUGGAGACUACAGCCAGUUACCCGAGCUCCAUGCCCUGUCUGCGGGCUUGAAAGCCUUCACCAGCUGGGUAGCCAGUGCCGGCAUUGAGGAAUGUCGAAUGGCUUGUGGUGGUCAUGGGUACUCACAGUCCAGUGGUCUCCCAGAUAUUUACGUCACGUUCUCACCCAGCUGCACAUACGAAGGAGAGAACACUGUCAUGAUGCUGCAGACAGCAAGGUACUUAUUCAAGAGUUAUACUCAGGCUAAGUCUGGUCAGAAGCUAUUGGGCACCGUCGCGUAUCUGAAUGACCUGUGCGGCCACAUCCAGCCCCAGCAGGUGGCCAGUCGGCCAAUGGUGAUGGACAUUAAUGACAUCAGCAGGCUAGUGGAAGCAUACCAAUUGCGAGCAGCUAACCUGGUUGAGGCAGCUGCACGGAAUUAUCGCAUGGAGCUGGGACACAGGAAGAAUAAAGAGGAAGCCUGGAACAGCACAUCUAUUGACCUGGUCAGAGCAUCAGGAGCUCAUUGCCACUACGUGGUGGUGAAGCUGUUUGCAGCCAAGUUGUCUGAGAUCACGGACGCUGCGAUCUACGAUGUCCUUAGCACUCUGUGCCUGAUGUACGCGCUGUAUGGAAUUAGUAAGAACUCCGGAGAUUUCCUGCAUGCUGGGAUCCUGAAUGACCUGCAGAUUUCCCAGGUUCACCAGCGUGUGAAGGAGCUACUUGCUGUGAUCCGACCCAAUGCCGUUGCUCUUGUCGAUGCCUUUGACUACCCUGAUGCAGUUCUUGCAUCAGUGCUUGGGCGUUACGAUGGGAAUGUUUAUGAGCACAUGUUUGAGUGGGCAAAGAGAUCUCCUCUAAAUAAAACUGAGGUUCACGAGUCAUUCUACAAAUAUCUGAAACCUCUGCAGUCCAAGUUGUGAAAUUGUAACUGAUUGUUGUCUGUCCUAGAAAUUGAACCCAGCUACCAAUCAAAUUCUCAAUAUUUUCUAAUCAUUCUGUUCAGAGAUGGUAUUACACAUCUCUGAGGCAGGUAGGACUUAAACCUGGGGCGUCCUGGCUCCAAAUCAAGUUCUAAACCUUUAAUUUUGAUUCUUUGUAUCACUGACCUCUCAAUCUUGUAUCUCGAAUGGUGGAAGUAGCUGUUUUUAACAGUUUCCGAGCGAGUCCUUUUCCCACUAUUGUGGGGAUUUUCCUGUCCCUGCCCUCUUAGUAUGUACUAGUAUGGUUGUGUCAUAGGACUUUGGAACUGGAUUCGGAAAUGUAUAAACCACAUAUUUUGCAUCCACCCCUCCCUGCAUGAGCAUGGCAGCAUCUCUGUGGAGCUUUACAAAGUGCAUGGCCCAUGAUGCAGCAGCGUUUGAGAGGAAUCACCUUCAGUUUUUGCUCUUGACAAAAGCUGCUGCAGUAUUUGCAGGCUGAGAGUGAGUCUAAGGGAUAAAGACCAGCACCAAUGACAAAGCAGAAAUGUUCAAGGCAAAGCUCCUAAACUAGUGUUGGGAGGGAAGGAGAUCAGAAAUUGGUCUGCCGUUGAGCAUUAGGCUUUUUAGAGGAGGGGCAUAAUCAGGGAUUCAGGCUUUGGGUUUGUGUUGUUUUAGCCAGAUUAGAUGACCAUUCCUCUACAGAUAUGAAGGAUUUUGCAAUAAUGCUAAUUGACUGAGAGAGUCCGUACUAGUUAGUCGUGCUUUGGGCUUUGUUCGACCCUUUGUUUUAAACAGGGUAAAAUCCAAGUCUCCUGCAACUGAGGUUUUCAGUACACUGCUAUCCUGUCUUGGUGGGAAAGUGGGACAACAACCUGCAAUUUUUUUUUUUUUUUUUGCUGUAGUUACUGGGGCAUGUCUGAUUUGGCUGUCUGCACAAACUGAAUUGGUAAAGUGGCUGAAGUUUUAAGAGAUUCACUUCAAAAACACAGCAUAUUCAUAGUCCAAAAUAACCUGCAUUGGGAAAAAAUACAAGAGUUACUCCGAAACCAGAAAUAUUUGCAAACAAACUACCUUCAAUACACCACGCUAUUUAGAGUACAAGACACAGCCAACAGAACUCUCACCCAAUCCAACUUGGAUCCAGAAGAUGCAUAUACCUGAGCCACUAGUUGUUCAUUUUUUAAGCCUGAAGUCAGCGACAGGUUGUAUUGCACAGGUGCCACCUUACCUGCUUUCACACACUGUCUGAAUAUUCUUAUGACUGAUUGAGAUGCUGGUUGCAAUCUUAGCUGGUUUGUCAAGAUUAAAGGGCCAGUGACCAUGUUGAAUAAGUGAGGUUACCUUUAAAAAUUGGGACAACUGAUGCCAGUUCCUUUUAGUGUCUGUAAAUCACUGAUUUCACUUUUUAUUGUCAAUAUAGCAUUACAGUCUCUGCAGAGAUUAACGCUUUUGAAAAGCAAUUAGAACUGAGAUUGGCACUUUAAGGUUCUGUUUUAAAACCUUGACUGUAACAAAAUAACUAGAAAAAGCACUGUUGACUAAAACACUGUUUUAUUUCUGCAGGCAACUUGUAUUUUAAACAUCAGAAAGUUACAUUCCUCUUUUACACUCAUCACACUAUCCACGGUUGGUCUUUUUAGCAAUUGGUGCACAGUUGUUUCCAGAUUCCAAUGGUUCCCAUAUUUCUGUUUCACUGAGGAGUAACUUCAAGUGACCGUCUGUCCUUAAUUUUCAGAGUUUCAGAAGGUCACCAACAGUAAAGCCGAUUCUAAUGAUUUUUUUUUUCUCUUGGCCACACCAGAACAAAUCUCCUAGAAUGUCACAGGAUGUGUUCCUUUGGCUAGAGACAGUCUGCAAUUUGCAUCUACUGUGAUGGCUUGUAAAGUCAAAUGGCCUUUAAUCUCUACUGAUUGUACAGAACUGUUGUCUGAAGUCCAUUGACUUGUAGGGUGGUCUGUAAGCUAAGUUCAAAAUUUGGCUUCCUUUGCCUAUUUCCUAAUGACAGUGUGAAAUGUUUCGGCCUGGUAUGCAGGUGGAAAUACUAGUUGGCUAUUGUCGAGAGCCCGACUCCCUUUCAUCUUAGAAAUAAAUGGGCAGUUGCAGUACAGCUGUUCCGUCAGUACCUUUCUAGAACUUUGGGAGACUCAGGCUCCUGCCAUUGCCUCCAAGCGUGAAUAUCUUGCACCUUCUUCUGAGUUAAUCAGUCGAGACGUUCCUUUGAUCUCAAACAAUCAACUGUCUCAGACUUACUGUUAGGUGACUUCAGAACAGGGCCAAUGGCCCCAGUUUAUGAACCACAAAUUUAAAGAUAUAGUCACAAAAUAUUAUAAUAUUUUGUAAUACUCUGUAUCACUAAGGUUUUGGAGUAGAUCUGUAGCUCGGGUUGUGGGUGUUGAGAUUGGUUGGCUUGCCGAGCUGGUUUGUUGUUCCGCAGACGUUUCGUUACCAUACUUGGUAACAUCCUCAAUACACCGAAAAGCCCCACACACAGGCCAGGUACUGAACUUCAAUAGUAACCAUCCCAGCACGCACAAACGAAGCUGCGUGCGAACACUAUUUAAAAGGGCAACAACACACUGCAGCAACACGGAACUACGCCAAGAGGAGGAGGAAUACCUCUUCCAAGUGUUCAAGGAUAAUGGAUAUCCAAAGAACUGGGUCAGAAGAUGCCUACACGAACAGCAUCAGAAAGAUUCUACACGCCCCGACACACACAUCACACUACCCUACAUCAGGAACCUGUCAGAACUCACCACAAGACUUCUACGACCGCUGGGCAUCAGAGUGGCACACAAGCCCACAUCAACCCGACGACGAGUGCUCACCAGAACUAAAGACCCACUCCCCGCCAUGGACAGGACCAAUGUCAUCUCCAAGAUCCCCUGCAGAGACUGCAAGAAACACGACAUUGGACAAACAGGAAGGAAACUAACAACAAGUGUACAUGAACACCAACUGGCUACAAAAAGACACGACCAAUACUCACUCAUCUCAAUCCACAUGGACGAGGAGAACCACGAUUUCGACUGGGACAACACCAAGAUCCUGGGACAGGCUAGGCAGAGACAAGCACGAGAAUUCCUGGAAGCAUGGCACUCCACGAAGCAGGCUAUUAACAAACACAUUGAACUCGACCCCAUAUAUAUUCCACUACAGAGGAAACCUGGAAGUGAGGCAAUCCAUCGCAAUGGACCCCAGAGUUUAAAAACCAGGCGGGAAAACACACCAACGCUUCAUCAGAGGCUGCACUGAGGAUGUUACCAAGCAUGGUAACGAAACGUCUGCAGAACAACAAACCAGCUCGGCGAGCCAACCAACUUCAAUACUCUGUAUCAGUUACAAAAACAUUGGCUUCAUAUCCCCAUUAAUUUUUACUCCUGAAUAAUUUAGUUCCGGGAUAUUCCUGUGGUAUUGACAGUUCAGAAAUGGUUUGUGUUCCAAUUCAUGUUGUGUCACUUGCUUGUCACUUUUCCUAAGCACUUCACUGUGUAGUAGGUGCAAUAGUGUAACUUUGAACUAGUUUCUGAUAUUGAUGCUGAAUUUUGCCUCUAGGUAAUUGUAUGGAUCAUACUCAGCGAUCCGCACCUCUGCCCUGUUCUGUUUCUAAUCUCACUGGUCUCGGUCUGUCUGUCUGCCUGGAUUUCUCUGUCUCUCUCUCUCGAUUUAUGUUCUUGCUGAAUGUGCCAUGGUAGACUUAAACUAGUUUGAACUAAUCAUCAGACUUGGGCAGGAUACAAGAGGAAGGCAAAAGGAAGCAUUUUUUAAAAUAAAUAUAAUAUCCAGUUUUUCAACAUGCACUGAGCUAUAGCAAACAGUUAAUCCUUUUUUAAGGUAUGUGAUGAAUUUGUCUUGACCUGGGACACUUGUUCUCAGUUUUAACUAGUGGAGGGAGUGUAUCAUUGAAUGUAAAAUCUUAACCCUAAAAGCUGCACUAGAAAAUUAAUACCAGAGCAUUCGUUUACUUUUCAGACUGAGAGAUUUGCGCUCUCUCUGUCUUCUCUCUCUUUCCUACCCUUUCUCCCUCUUGUUCUUUCUUUCAUUCUUGAUGUCUCUUGUCAUUUAGAUUCUCUUCGAGCUCACUGCUUUGUAAUUCUGAAAUGAAAUAUUAUUUUCUAAUAGACUCUAUUCUAAUUCCUUUUCCUUCCAAAUCAACAGUUAAGGUGUGGACUACCACAAGAAAACAAUGUACUGAGAGAAGUUAAAUCUUAUGGAAUGAAUUACUACAAAGAAGUAUAUUUUCAUUAGAUUCUUCAUGUUGAGUGUGAUAAAGCAGCACAAUCAUAAAUGUCUGUUUGCUGCGGGGGAUUUUAUUGUAAUUCUCUGUACAAAUGUUGUGAACUGAAUAAGCUGCAGGGGCUCAGCUUAAUAACUAAACCACUUUAUGAUGGAGGGAUGGUUCUGUCCCAUUUUAAUGCAUUAAAAUCAUUUAAAGUUGUUUAAUUUCUAUUGCGUUCAGUGGGCUCGUGAUGCUUUGGAAUCAUUUGGAGUCUCUGUCCUCGGGGUCAGACUGCAGAAGCUGACACACCUGGCUGGUUAGGGCUUCUCUAAUGCUAUCUUCAAUACCCUCGCGGGGUUGCUGGCUGAGGUCAUGGUGAAGGACCCACGUCAACCUCUCUCCUUCGCCUGAGGCAUCGUGACCCUCCAGUUAAUCUCACCGCCAGUCACAUGUCUCUAAUGAGGGAGCAGCCUAUGGUGGCUCUGGUACUAUGGUGACAUUCACUUUCCUGAGAGUUACUGUCAACAGUAUAUCAGUGUCCGGUGUUCUGUCAUUCAGUGCUGAGUCAGUUCUGUCUCUCUGUGGGCUGCUCUGAGCUUAUGACCUCUUCUUAAGGAGUACCGUUUUAAAUUGAUUCGGUUUUUGGGCAAUAAUAUCUAUAAUAAAUGUUGGAUUGAAGGAACAGCCCAGACAUUGUCAGUGCUUCUCACUCGACUUCUGUUUCAAAGAUGAUGCAGAAGUGCAAACGGUCAGCACACACCGUCAAAGUAGGAAAGAAAUCUAACUAUUGUAACAAAAGGAAUUUUUUUUUUUAGUUAUAUGAUGAGAGGGUAUCGGUGAAUUUGUAAUUACAGACUACAGACUGGGAGUGGAGUGGUGGGCACGCAGUGUGGAAAUCUAAGGGCUAGUGAAAUUGGGCAAUCCAGAGGUCUAAGUACAAACUGAGGAAUUUCAUAGCUCUGAUUGUUCAAGUCUUGCCCAUGUGAUGAUGGAGUGUUUGAGAUGAGCCACAUCCAUGUGCUGUUCAAGCAAUGUAGCAAACUAUUGUCAUGAGUCUACCUGUAAGGCACUAGUAUUGGAAGUAAUUUUCUUGUUUUUAAAAAUAUGAUUUUAAAGAUUAAACCGCACAAGUGUUUCAACUAGGAAUUUUCACCAUCCUCACGAGGAGAUGAUGUUGUUUCUUGAUGCUGUCCUGGAUUUGCCAAUGUAAUCUGUCACGUUUCCAAGUGGCACUAGAUAUUGUAAAACAUUAACAUAUAUGUAUGAUUAAUAAAAUAACAAUACAAUUGA